AUGAAAGUUGGUAUGGAUGAUCCAGACAUGGAUGAGAAGGUACCGAAUCCAGAAAUUGGUAUGAAGUUUAAAACAGAGAAAGAUGCAUAUGAUUUCUCCAAUAGUUUCGGAAGGAAAGUCAGUUUCAGUAUUCAAAAGCAUAGUGUAAAAAAAGACAAAAAGACAGGUGUAUUGAAAAUGAGAGAUUUUGUUUGUUCCAAAGAAGGUAAACGUUCAUUUGAUAAAUGUGAUGUUAAUGUGAAGCAUCAUCGGGAUGAAACAAGAACAGGUAUAAAGCUAAAAGCGACAUAUGAUUUCAUGACUAAACAAGUCGGUGGUCGACAGAAUGUUGGAUAUAAUUUGGUCGAUUACAAGAAUUAUUUGCGGAUGAAAAGGGUGAAAGCAAUGAAGAAAUUUGAUGACAAAGUUUUUGGGCAGAUGGAAGAAUGA
Magnolia sinica is the source of this 429-nucleotide messenger RNA. RefSeq names its product protein FAR1-RELATED SEQUENCE 5-like. Lineage: Eukaryota; Viridiplantae; Streptophyta; Magnoliopsida; Magnoliales; Magnoliaceae. The record is from RefSeq and is a predicted model, not a curated record. Bases 1 to 429 code for a protein of 142 amino acids. The transcript has 3 exons.